This is a messenger RNA of Gekko japonicus, 1566 nucleotides long. It is a transcript of the gene RSL1D1, whose product is annotated as ribosomal L1 domain containing 1. The transcript has 9 exons. Bases 34 to 1371 code for a protein of 445 amino acids. The record is from RefSeq and is a predicted model, not a curated record. NCBI's taxonomy places the organism in Eukaryota, Metazoa, Chordata, Lepidosauria, Squamata, Gekkonidae. Gene Ontology annotation, cellular component: 90S preribosome.
ACCUGGGGUACACGUGGAAAUCGAAAGGGUAGCAUGGCUGGAGCUGAUACUGCGGUGCCCCUGGAUGGGGUGAAGAUUAAAAAGGCAGCUCAUGCCCUGCUGGCUUACAACAAGACCAGGCAGAAAACGUCUGAGAAAUUGCUGCUGAAUGAAGACCUGAAUGUCUUUUUGAUGGUCACAGUAUGGAAAAUCCCUCCACGUGAACAAGUAGUCAAAAUAACACUCCCUCACGGUAUUCUUCCUUCAGCAUCUGAGGUCUGCCUGUUUACCAAGGAUGAGCCGGGCUUAACAGCUGAACAGUCUGAGAACAUGUACAGGAAACUCUUGAGCCAGCAUGGAGUCACAAACAUCGCAGAGGUCAUUUCUUACAAAACCCUGAAAAAAGAAUACAAGUCGUUUGAAUCAAAGCGCCGCCUUCUGAAUCGCUUUUCUCUCUUUCUGUCUGAUGACCGCAUUAGAAGGCUUUUACCGUCUCACAUAGGGAAACACUUCUAUAGGAGUAAAAAGGCUCCUCUCUCCGUGAACCUGAAAGCGAAGAAUCUGGCCAAGGAAAUAAACAGGCGUAUCCAAGGAACUGUUCUUCCAGUCACCAACAAGGGUUGCUGCUAUACAGCACGUGUUGGACAUACUGGGAUGACUGCGGAGGAAAUAGUGGGAAAUGUUGUUGCAGUUGUGACGGUGCUUGCUGCUAAAGCUCCUAAGAUCUUUCGGAGCAUUAAAAUUCUUCACCUUAAAACGGAUAAAUCCAUUGCUCUUCCCAUCUUUAACCGGAGUUAUCCAGGUUCAGGGAAGAUUCAACAGACAGGUGCUGAAGAGCGGAAGAAAAAUAAUAAGAAAAAAAAGAACCAGAAGAAUAAAAGUAAAGGGCAGACUCCAGUUAAAUCCAGAGAGCUGGUUGAAGGAAGUGAUGUUCUUGCUCCUGGAAGCCUGAAAGGAGAGGUGGAGGAGACAGCAGAAAUCUCAGGUGUUGUGGGACCGGAGCAGGAAGACAAUGAAGUAAUUCCACUGCUGGUGCCAAUUGAAAUGGUGGCAGAGCCUAGUCCUUCUGCAAAGAAAGGGAUGGAGAUGGACCCCAAAGGUCACCUCCAGGGCAAGAGAAAGCUGUCCGUUUCUUCAAUGGCUUCCAUAACAGGGAUGGAAAUUCCUAAGGGUGUGUCAAGCCAAAAGACCCCGAAACAGCUCAAGCAGGGCAAGAAGGCCAAGGCUCCAAAACAAUUGGGCAUGGGAAAAGAGUUGUUAGAGACUCCCUUAAAGCCAAAACCAAAGUCUUCAGUGAACCUGAAAAGGAAGAAAGGUGUAAUGUCUGCAAAGAAGGCUCCCAGAACACCAGAACAGAGAGUCGGGAAAAGUGAAUUGUUGCAGUCAGUGUGACCAGUGAUGGAUCACUGCAUUGUUUGCUUUUAAACAAAACCUAAGGUUUAACGAAGAAGAUGGCUUGAGUUGUGCUUCUCUCCGUUUCCCACUUUCCUCUUUCAAAGGUAUAAUUUAGCUGUCAUUGUCUUUAGCCACUGUUGGGAGGGCUGAAGGACAAACCUUUUUUUAUCAUAAAGUCAGACAUAAUCUUCA